Messenger RNA from Microdochium trichocladiopsis, 837 nucleotides. RefSeq lists its product as uncharacterized. NCBI's taxonomy places the organism in Eukaryota, Fungi, Ascomycota, Sordariomycetes, Xylariales, Microdochiaceae. The transcript is spliced from 4 exons. The record is from RefSeq and is a predicted model, not a curated record. The coding region runs from base 1 to 837 and encodes 278 amino acids.
AUGACUCCAGUAUCUGCCGACCCGGGCCCGACACUUACACGACAGCACGCUUGGGCGUGGGAGGGCGCAUUUCCGGCAGCUGCCGCUGUAGCCGCCAUUGAGCCGGCCCACGAGACGCGCGCCAUUGUUCUGGAUGCACACAUUGAGUUUGAUGGUCGUGCACAGCAUGUCCUUGCCGCCUCGGCACCGCAUCUCGCAAGUUUCGGCGCAACCCUGGGCGUGGGCGAAGCCGCCGAAGGAGAAGACGCCGGCGACGACGGCAGUGAGCACGGGUGGCAGUCGCAUGAUGCGUCGCUACCGAGAUUACAACUCUAUUGGGAAAGUAGAAACUGGCAAGUGUGCGGCGAAGUCCUUGAGACAACAUAUACUGGAUUUGGCGAUCCGCUUAGUCAUGGUCGUGAUGACAACACUGCUGAAGUCGACGCAGAGCUGCUUCUUGUAGCCUUGGCUUGCGCGGAAAUGUCCUCUGAGCCAAUGUGCAGAAUGCUGGGAACAUCAGAGACAGGUAUGGGCUUAAUGCAUGUGCUGGGCAAAGAGCCUUUCGAGAUUCUGGCCAGAGAGACACCGCUCGUAAACUGGAUCAGUGGUGUCGGCAGGGAUUUUGGAAGCCAGUCGUCGGCAAGUGUCAGAAAGUCGUUCGCAGAAACUGGCAUGUUGUCCAUUCGGGCUGAAUACUAUGAUGCAUCCCGAAUGUCGUCAGUGUUUCGCGCGACGCACCAGUUCCAGAACUUCUCGCCGUCCUCCUAUCCUCGUGAGGUCAUGCUCAGAAAGACCGCACUAAGAGCUAGUAUCAAUAUAAUGCUAUAUCGUCGACCUCGCUUCGACAUGUGGGAAUGA